Kickxella alabastrina is the source of this 1353-nucleotide messenger RNA. RefSeq names its product ABC1 family-domain-containing protein. Gene Ontology annotation, molecular function: kinase activity. NCBI's taxonomy places the organism in Eukaryota, Fungi, Kickxellomycota, Kickxellomycetes, Kickxellales, Kickxellaceae. Gene Ontology annotation, biological process: ubiquinone biosynthetic process. The record is from RefSeq and is a predicted model, not a curated record. The coding region runs from base 1 to 1353 and encodes 450 amino acids. The transcript has a single exon. Gene Ontology annotation, cellular component: extrinsic component of mitochondrial inner membrane.
AUGCCGUCGACGCGGGUCAGCCGCCUGUUCCACUACGGAUCACUAGCAGUUGGCCUGGGAUUCGGCGCCCUGGGCGAAGCAACCAAGCGCUGGAGCGGGCUGGGAUCGGAAACCUCAUCGACCCAAAAAUCAGUAUUUUUGAGCAAAGCCAACAUCGACCGUGUAGUGAGCAAGCUAUCCAAGAUGCGCGGUGCAGCGCUAAAGCUAGGACAAAUGCUGAGCAUCCAAGACUCCAAGAACCUGUCGCCUGAGAUUUCCGAGGUUCUACAGCGCGUGCAGAAUUUGGCCAACUAUGUGCCCCUGGCACAGGUCGAAAAGACUAUGCGCAGGGAGCUAGGUUUGCAGUGGCGCGAGGGAUUCGAAGAGUUUUCCGAUACUCCGUUUGCUGCUGCGUCUAUUGGCCAGGUACACGAGGCACAGCUGAACGCGCAAAAAAAGAUGGAGCUCGGGUUUGGCAGGGUUGCUGUUAAGAUGCAGUACCCGGGUGUUGCCGAUUCGAUCGACAGCGAUCUGAACAACAUGCAGUCCUUGCUUAUGAUGAGCAAGCUGUUGCCGCGCGGAAUGUACUUGGAUAACACUAUCCGGGUGGCGCGCAAGGAGCUGCACUGGGAAUGCGACUACGAGCGCGAAGCCCAGUCCAUGGAGAAGUUUGGCCAGCUGCUGGCCAACGACCCCGUAUUCGUGGUUCCGCGCCUUGUCAGUGACUUGUCUAGCAAAAUGGUGCUGACGGCUGAGUUCAUGGAGGGCACAGCAAUGAAGAAGGCCGAGGAGUACUCGCAGGAAGUGCGUGACCACAUUGGCACCCACAUUAUGCGUCUGUGCCUGCAGGAGCUUUUUGAGUUUGAGUUCAUGCAGACCGACCCUAACUGGGCCAACUUCCUUUACAACACGGCGACGCGCAAGAUUGUGCUGUUGGACUUUGGCGCGUCGCGGUCGUUCGACAAGGCGUUUUUGGACAAAUACCUGUUGACACUCAAGGCCGCCAUGGAUAAUGACCGCGAGGCGUGUCGCCAUUGGUCGACAGAACUAGGAUUCCUGACCGGGUACGAGGCAGAUAUCAUGACCAAGGCGCAUAUUGAUUCGGUGCUGGAGCUGGGUAAGCCGUUUGCUACUUCUGGUAUUUAUGACUUUGGAAACCAGGAUGUGUCGAAGAACGUGCGCUCAGCUAUCCCUGUUAUGCUUCGCCAUCGGCUGACUCCGCCGCCUGACGAGACGUACAGCUUGCAUCGCAAGCUGAGCGGCGCUUUCCUGCUGUGCAUCCGACUGCACGCGCGCGUUCCGUGCCAGGACAUGUUCAAGAGCAUUACGGCAAAGUACACCUUUAGCGACGGAAGUCAGAUAAAGUACAUUUAA